GAGGCGCGACUCUAGAGGCUGCCCGGGACACCCCCGCACCCCGUGGUAGGAACCGGGACCCAAACAAAGGCGGGCAGCAGAUAAAAGGCGGCGGCGGCGGCGAGUGCUUCGCGUGCGCGCUGGGGACGUAGUUGUCACGGACCUGGCGGCGGUCUGCACGCCAGCCGAGCGGAGCUUGGGGGCCGCUGGCCUCCUACAGCUCUGAGGACCUUUCCUCCUGAAAUUACCCUCAAGGGACAAGUGUUCGCCGCGGGGUGGCCGAAGCCCCUUAACCCCUGGGGCACCCGUGUAUCAGCCUAGCUCGGCUCGGUCAGCGAGGGUAUGGACUCAGAGGAUGAUCCCCUGCUGCAGGAUGUGUGGCUAGAAGAGGAACAGCAGGAAGAUGAGGCCUGCAGGAGUGUCCCCGGGCCAGGGCUGCAGUCCGGAGCACAGGGCUGCUGGCGACGCUGGACACUGCCCUCCAGGCCCCCGACUUUGGGGUUCUGGAGCACUCUGGGCUGGGCCUUCACCAACCCGUGCUGCGCAGGGCUGGUGCUGUUCCUUGGCUGCAGCAUCCCCAUGGUGCUGUCUGCCUUCAUGUUCCUCUACUAUCCGCCCCUGGACAUCGACAUCUCCUACAACGCCUUUGAGAUCCGCAACCACGAGGCAUCACAGCGCUUCGACGCCCUGGCCUUGGCCCUCAAGUCCCAGUUUGGAUCUUGGGGGCGCAACAGGCGCGACCUGGCGGACUUCACCUCCGAGACGCUGCAGCGCCUCAUCUCAGAGCAGCUUCAGCAGCUGCACCUGGGGAAUCAUUCUCGACCUGCAUCCCGAGCUCCUCGCUCAGCACCGAGGGACACUGUUGCCACUCAGACAUCAGCAGCCAAUUCGAGUGAGCGACGUCGCCGGGAGGCUCAGCCCCCGGAGGGUCAAGUAACCAAUCAGAGCCGGGCCCGUCGGGGCGCCUCGCACUGGGAUUACUCGCGCACCUAUGUGAGCGCCAACACCCAGACACACGCGCAUUGGCGAAUCGAGCUCAUCUUUCUGGCACGCGGAGACGCGGAGCGCAACAUUUUCACGAGCGAGCGUCUAGUCACGAUCCACGAGAUCGAGCGUAAAAUCAUGGACCACCCGGGUUUCCGGGAGUUCUGCUGGAAGCCCCAUGAGGUGCUCAAGGACCUGCCGCUCGGAUCCUAUUCCUACUGCUCCCCGCCUAGUUCUCUCAUGACUUACUUUUUCCCCACCGAGAGGGGCGGCAAGAUCUACUACGAUGGCAUGGGCCAGGACCUGGCGGAUAUCCGGGGCUCCCUAGAACUGGCCAUGACUCACCCCGAGUUCUACUGGUAUGUGGAUGAGGGCCUCUCCGUGGAUAAUCUGAAGAGCUCCCUCCUGCGCAGCGAGAUCCUGUUUGGAGCGCCGCUUCCCAACUACUACUCCGUGGAUGAUCGCUGGGAGGAGCAGAGAGCCAAGUUUCAGAGCUUCGUAGUCACGUAUGUGGCCAUGCUUGCCAAGCAGUCCACUAGCAAAGUCCAGGUCCUCUAUGGGGGGACAGACCUCUUCGACUAUGAGGUACGCCGGACCUUCAAUAACGACAUGCUCCUUGCCUUCAUUAGCAGUAGCUGCAUCGCGGCCCUCGUCUACAUCCUAACCUCCUGCUCAGUGUUCCUGUCCUUCUUUGGGAUUGCCAGCAUCGGUCUCAGCUGCCUGGUGGCACUCUUUCUCUACCAUGUGGUCUUUGGCAUCCAGUACUUGGGCAUCCUCAAUGGAGUGGCCGCCUUUGUGAUUGUGGGCAUCGGUGUGGAUGAUGUCUUUGUAUUCAUCAACACAUACCGCCAGGCCACCCACCUGGAAGACCCCCAACUGCGGAUGAUCCACACCAUCCAGACUGCAGGCAAAGCCACCUUCUUCACCUCGCUGACCACCGCCGCCGCUUAUGCGGCCAACGUCUUCUCCCAGAUUCCAGCUGUGCAUGACUUCGGCUUGUUCAUGUCCCUCAUUGUGACCUGCUGCUGGCUGGCUGUGCUGUUCACCAUGCCUGCGGCCCUGGGCCUCUGGAGCCUCUACAUGGCGCCCCUGGAGAGCUCCUGCCAGAACAGCUGCCACCAGAAGUGCGGCCGCAAGAGCUCCCUGCAUUUUCCCGGGGACCUGUUCACGGCUCCGGAGCGGGCUGGGGGUGGCCCUGCUCAGGGUCCCCUCCCCUAUCUGGAUGAUGAUAUCCCCUUGUUGAAUGUGGAGGAUGAGCCAGCGUCCCUAGAGCUGGGAGAUGUGUCACUGGUCUCUGUGCACUGUGAGGGUCUGCAGCCCACCCCUGAUGGGAACAGCAGGGGCCAGCUCCUCGCCCAGCUGCAAGAGCUGCUGCACCACUGGGUCUUAUGGGCAGCCGUCAAGAGCCGCUGGGUGAUCGUAGGGCUUUUCGCCUCCAUCCUUAUCCUGUCCCUGGUGUUCGCCAGCCGGCUCCGCCCCGCCAGCCGGGCCCCACUGCUCUUCCGGCCGGACACCAACAUUCAGGUGCUACUGGACCUCAAGUACAACCUGAGCGCCGAGGGGAUAUCCUGCAUCACCUGCUCAGGUCUGUUCCAGGAGAAGCCCCACAGCCUGCAGAACAAUGUCAGGACAUCCCUGGAGAAGAAGAAGCGAGGUUCUGGGGUUUCCUGGGCCAGCCGCCCUGAGACCACUGCACAGGAGUCCAUGAGCACUGUGUACAUCUCCAAAGUGAAGAGCAAAGGCCACCCAGCGGUCUACCGGCUCUCUCUCAAUGCCAGCCUACCAGCACCCUGGCAAGCUGUGUCCCCUGGAGAUGGAGAGGUGCCCUCCUUCCAGGUGUAUAGAGCGCCUUUUGGUGACUUCACCAAGAAGCUGACCGCUUGUAUGUCUACAGUAGGGCUGCUUCAGGCGGCGAGCCCCUCCCGCAAGUGGAUGGUGACGGCCUUGGCCUGUGACGCCCGGAGGGGCUGGAAGUUUGACUUCAGCUUUUAUGUGGCCACCAAGGAGCAACAGCACACUCGGAAGCUGUACUUUGCUCAGUCCCACAAGCCCCCCUUCCACGGGCGCCUGUGUGUGGCACCACCUGGGUGCUUGCUCAGCUCCAGCCCUGAUGGGCCCACCAAAGGCUUCUUCUAUGUGCCUAGUGACAAAGUGCCCAAGGCCCGCAUCUCUGCCACCUUUGGCUUCAACCCUUGUGUGAACACGGGCUGUGGGAAGCCUGCGGUGCGUCCGCUGGUGGACACAGGAGCCAUGGUCUUUGUGGUGUUUGGCAUCAUUGGACUCAACCGCACCCAACAGAUGGACAACCAUGUUAUCGGGGACCCGGGCAGCGUCAUCUACGACAGCAGCUUUGACCUCUUCAAAGAGAUCGGGCACCUGUGUCGCCUCUGCAAGGCCAUUGCGGGCAACUCGGAGCUGGUGAAGCCAGGCGGGGCCCAGUGCUUGCCAUCAGGAUACAGCAUCUCUUCCUUCCUGCAGAUGUUGCACCCCGAGUGCAAGGAGCUGCCCGAGCCCAACCUGCUGCCAGGGCAGCUAUCUCACGGGGCAGUGGGUGUCAAAGAGGGCCGUGUGCAGUGGAUCUCCAUGGCCUUUGAGUCGACCACGUACAAGGGCAAGUCCUCCUUCCAGACCUACUCAGACUACCUGCGUUGGGAGAGCUUCCUCCGGCAGCAGCUGCAGACAUUCCCCGAGGGCUCAGCCCUGCACCGAGGCUUCCAGACCUGUGAGCACUGGAAGCAGAUCUUCAUGGAGAUCAUAGGGGUACAGAGUGCCCUGUACGGCCUGGUCCUCUCUCUACUCAUCUGUGUGGCUGCGGUGGCCGUGUUCACCACCCACGUCCUCCUGCUGCUGCCUGUGCUCCUGAGUAUCCUAGGCAUCGUCUGCCUCGUGGUGACCAUCAUGUACUGGAGUGGCUGGGAGAUGGGUGCUGUGGAGGCUAUCUCCCUGUCCAUCCUGGUUGGCUCCUCUGUGGAUUACUGUGUCCAUCUGGUAGAAGGCUACCUGCUGGCUGGGGAGAACCUACCCCCACAGCAGGCUGAGGAUCCCAGCUCUCAGCGCCAGUGGAGGACCCUCGAGGCCGUCCGGCAUGUGGGCGUGGCCAUCGUGUCCAGUGCACUCACCACCGUCAUUGCCACCGUCCCACUCUUCUUCUGCAUCAUCGCCCCGUUCGCCAAGUUCGGGAAGAUCGUGGCACUCAACACGGGCGUGUCCAUCCUCUACACUCUCACCGUCAGCACCGCCCUGCUGGGCAUCAUGGCCCCCGGUUCCUUCACCCGGACCAGGACUUCCUUUCUUAAGGCCCUGGGUGCUGUGCUGCUGGCAGGAGCCCUAGGGCUGGGUGCCUGUCUUGUGCUCCUGCGCAGUGGCUACAAGAUCCCUCUUCCCAGCGGGGCCUCGCUAUAGCCCUGUGCUUGCGUCCAGACUCACUCGAGUUGCCUUGCAGCGGGGGAUGAGAGAUCUGAGACCCAGGGGCUCUCUGAUUUCUGGUCGAAUUCCAACUAGCUCCCCUCACAGGCUUCGUGGAACUGAAACCCGGAGCUGUGGGGCCACACCACCUUCAGCACAGCUCAGACUGGAAGUAAAGUCAGAUACCCCUAUACUAUCUGGGCCCCUUCACUGAAGUUUGCCUGGCCCCUCCUCCUAUACCUGGUCACCACCAAGCAGGUGGCUUCCUACCGGGGUCUCCUCUCACACUGCUUCAGUGUUCGUGACUUGCUUGGGUGGGCAUUUCAGGACCAACUAUUCUACAGAUGUGGAAACUAAAGCACCAGGAGGCAGGGACUGCUCUGUGCUGGAUCAGGGCAGAGCCAGAAUUGUCUCAAAGCACAGGUCUCCCUGGGCUUUUGGCAGGAAGAGCACAGCAGAUCCAGGAUAGGGGGCCCACCCACCCCCCAGCUCUAUGCAACCAGUGCUUGGUGACCCUGCUGUGGGCCAAGCCAGCAGAGACAGAGGCACUUCUCGGGAUCAUGCAUGUCCUAGCCCAAGCCCCAGCCUCCGGGGCACCUCAAAAUCCCUCCCUGGAGUUGUGGCUCUACUAUCCCUACAGAUCCAAACCUUGGCACCCCCACCUGACUGAGAGUGAAUGACUGGUGUGUGGCGGGGUGCCGCACAAAUGGGGAGAAGCUAGCUGGCUAUGCCUGCCGCCUGCUCAUGGCAGAUGGUCCCUAUUAAAGUGAGACGAAACUGCAGACCGCUGCUAUUAACACAAGCAUUUUCAGCCUCGCUAGCUCCAUCAUGUCCUUAAAAUUGAAAUAACUAAGUGUUCACACGCAGCCUGACACAGAGGGUGACACCAGACCUGGGUAGAAGGUGUCCAGUACAGAGAUGGGAGCACUUGGGCUCAGUGUGAGGCCAGGGCCUCCCAGUGAGAAGUGGGUGGAACCCAGGAGAUGUUUGUGCCUUUAUGGGGUCCAUCCGGACCCACAGUUGAGCAUUUUUGAAAGCUUGGCAUUGUGACAGCCACCAGACUUCUUCCUGGGCAUAGACGUUGUGCUUUUUGGGUCUUAGAAAGCUGGACAUAGACUGAACAGGACAGUUCGGGGAUCAGGAUAGAUCCCUGAGGGCGAGAAAGGACUCCAGGGUGGUCUACACAUCAGCUCACAUGGUCACCAGUAGAUGUGCAAGGGGAGGCUGGGUGCAAGACUGAGACCACUGUAUUCUUGCCUAGUUGUGCCUGGCGUGGCAUGGUGCCCAGUGUUUGUUGAGGAAAUAUCAAGCCUUUAGACCCACCAUCCACAGUGAAGAAAUGAAGUGAUCAAGCGGGUACUGGCUGGCAUGUGACACAACAGACGCUCUUCUUGGAGUUGGUAUUCAUUCCCUGAGGCACCAUGAUGGCACCACAGAUGUCUGCAGCAGAAGACCCUCAUCUCUGACAGCAGGGCUGUUCCCUCCGAGAAUCCAAAGAGGGGAUCUGAUCCAGGCCCGCUGGCUGCUGGGCAUCUGCUGGUCUCCGUGUGUCUGUCAUUUCAUGUCCGCAUUUCUCUAAGAGGGACAUCUGUCAUACUGGAGUUGGCCCCAC
Mus caroli (Ryukyu mouse) is the source of this 5980-nucleotide messenger RNA. RefSeq names its product dispatched RND transporter family member 3 (gene Disp3). Lineage: Eukaryota; Metazoa; Chordata; Mammalia; Rodentia; Muridae. Gene Ontology annotation, cellular component: cytoplasm. The record is from RefSeq and is a predicted model, not a curated record.